GGAGCCAACUCACAAACUCACUCGCCAGACGAGGCUGUGAACUCUACAUCGGUGGCUCAAAACAUUGCAAAAUUUGUUAACAAUAUAUUGCAUACAGGUGAGCCAGCAACACUCCCUCAUAAGUCAGAUUCAAUUUGUCUAACUGAUGGAAUUUCUCUUGCUGCUACCAUUCCUCAUAGGUUAAAGGCAAAAAUCUGGGAGAACCAAUUUAUUGAUCUCCGUCUAAUAAUGCAGCGGCAAGAGGAACCCAUCUCCCUAAAUAUUGCGGCAGGUUCCAUUACUGUCCAACAGAGUUCGUCAAAAAACAAAGUGCCAUUGUCCAUCCAGCAAUGGACAGACGCCUUUUUAAUAUUCAUGGCAGUGUAUAUUGAAAAACAUCAAGAUCAACCUUCUCAUCUUCUCAAGUACUGGGUUUUUUUUACAAGAGAAUUACAACAACAACAAAAAACAUUAGGGGAUAAAGUUUGGUACAUCUAUGAUGAAAGUUUUCGCCAACCCAAGGAAACCAAUCCUGAUAAUCUAUGGCAAAAACCAGUAGAAGAGUUAAGAGUUAAAGCUGCUACAAGCAUUAAUUUUCAAACACACCUGCAGCCCUUUCGUAAGAACACAGGCAAAAUGCCUGUCAAGUUCUACUUUGCAUUCAAUAAUGGGGUCCAGUGUACCCACAAACCAUGCCCAUGUGCACACUCGCGUCAAGCCUGUUUUGGGCAACACCCUAGGACAAACUGUAGGGUGGGUAACGAUGGAAGUCAGAUGCAGUAAAACGGUACAUACGAAGCUGGAGCCUUUUGUAUGUCAGUGUUUGGAUGCCGAGUUUAUUCAGUUCGUGGGAUAUGUAUAUUAGGUUACGGGCUUUAAAAUUAUAUGUUCCUUGCUAUAGGUCAGAUGAGGUCUGCUACAGGUUUAAAGGAACACCCUAGUUUGCUAACCCUAAUUCAUUAAUAGGGUAGGAUAUUAAAAUAAGUCAGAAUAUGUCUGCUACACAUAUUUAUCAUCUACUGUAUAGAUAUCCCCCCCCUCUCCCCAUAGAAUAGUAGGCCAGAUUAUGUCUGCUACCCAUAAUUUUAUAUGUAUUUUGUACACGGUAUGUCAGAUUAUGUCUGCUACCCAUCAUUUUAUAUGUAUUUUGUACACGGUAUGUCAGAUUAUGUCUGCUACCCAUCAUUUUAUAUGUAUUUUGUACACGGUAUGUCAGAUUAUGUCUGCUACCCAUCAUUUUAUAUGUAUUUUGUACAUGGUAUGUCAGAUUAUGUUUGCUACCCAUCAUUUUAUAUGUAUUUUGUACAUGGUAGGUCAUAUUAUGUCUGCUUCCCAUCAUUUUAUAUGUAUUUUGUACAUGGUAGGUCAUAUUAUGUCUGCUUCACAUUUUGCUUUCAUUUAUGCUGCUUUAUGUAAGAAUACUCUUAGGGUGUUGCUGGCCACUGCAUGUAUUUUCUUGCCAGUCAUUCCAACAGUUUAUUCAAGUACAGUACUUUUAGCAUGUUCAGAAUAUUUAGUACUAGCAUUAGCUACUCCAUGUAUUUUCUUACUAGUAUAUUACAUUUGUUUGUACAAAAUUGAUGACGGUCUCUUACAAUUCUCUUUUUAAAAAAAUCACCCGUUUUUCAUUUCUUUUGUCCCUUGGGUGGCGGAAAUCCAAUUGUCAUAGGGUUUUAUGACAAAAUUUUAAGGUGCCACCUUAUUUUUCUAUUUUAUUAUGUUUGUAUUUAACAAGAUUUAUGAAAAUUAGGGAGAUCCCAAUGUCAUUCUUGUUUAGGUUGUCUGAGUUGUAGUUUUGAUACUCGGGGAUCUCCCUAUUAUAGGGGUUGUAAAUAAGUUGUCAAAUUCUCCAAUCGUCAUUAAUAAAUGACAAUUUUCAACCAACAAUAUCUAUUCAAUUUCUUGGCAAUUAUUAAUUGCCAAGAAAAAUAACAAAGCUGCGGGACAUGAAAAAAAAAGUAUUUUAUAUUCUUAUAAAAAUGGAGAGCAUAAUGAAAUAUUAUUUUUCAAAUAAUAUGUUUUAUGUGAUCAUUUUUAAUACUUGGCUAAUUUGUCUAGUCAUGACUAUAUGCUGUACAUACAUGUAUCAUGUUAUAUAGUCUGUGUUAUGUAAUAAUCUUGUUUAGUUUCUUGAUCACAAGUGAAGGACAUGUAUUUAUUUUACAAGUUAUGUCAUCAGCAAUUAUAACCAAUCAUUUUAGCUGAUUCGGAGAUCUCCCUAUUAUAGGGGUUGUAAAUAAGUUGUCAACGUCUUCAAUCGUCAUUAACAAUUUUCAAUCAACAAUAUGUAUUCUGUUGUUAAUUGCCAAGAAAAAUAACAAAGCUCCGGACAUGAGAAAACCGGUUUUUUCGAAUAGUAUUUUAUAUUCUUAUAAAAAUGGAGAGCAUAAAUGCCAUUAUCAAAUACUAUUAGCUAUAGUGAGUUAAUAAACUGUAAAGACAAAUAUACUAUGAUAGGACUUGCCAAAUUUAUCAAGUUAGUACUGUCCAUAUUUUUGUGACAUUACCUUCCUGUUGUGUUUCAUUCAUUGUGUUCAACAUUGUUGUUGUUGAUUUUACCUAUUUUGUACUAUUAUGCUCCAUGUGAAGCCUUUAGUGAAAUCAAAAGUUUCAAAAAGUAUGUGAAUGAUUUCGAGAUGGAAUUUAUUAAAAACAUGCUGAAAGAAA
This is a messenger RNA of Ostrea edulis (European flat oyster), 2646 nucleotides long. RefSeq lists its product as uncharacterized. The annotation marks the transcript as partial. Lineage: Eukaryota; Metazoa; Mollusca; Bivalvia; Ostreida; Ostreidae. The record is from RefSeq and is a predicted model, not a curated record. The transcript has a single exon.